Trichechus manatus latirostris (Florida manatee) is the source of this 4783-nucleotide messenger RNA. RefSeq names its product protocadherin gamma-B3. Gene Ontology annotation, molecular function: calcium ion binding. NCBI's taxonomy places the organism in Eukaryota, Metazoa, Chordata, Mammalia, Sirenia, Trichechidae. Gene Ontology annotation, biological process: homophilic cell-cell adhesion. The transcript has 2 exons. The coding region runs from base 2078 to 4783 and encodes 901 amino acids. The record is from RefSeq and is a predicted model, not a curated record. Gene Ontology annotation, cellular component: plasma membrane.
AAGGCCACGUUUUCCAACUAUUGAUUCAUCUUCUUUGAUUCUGACUCAUAGUGACUUGAUAGUGGUAGGGUUUUUUUUGGUUUUUAGUUUAUUAAAAUGUAUUUCAAACUUUGUACUUUCAACAGCUUGAACACUGGCUGCAAAGUAUGGAUAAGUAGGGGAAAAUGGUAACAGAACAUUACUAAUGAAAUGGCCGACUAUCUUACUUGACCACAUGAAAGCUUUAUUGACACACUUGGGAUCUAGAACCAUUUGGUUUUUAUUUUUUAUACAUUUAUUUAAAGGGGAUCCAAUUUUAUAUGUUAGUGAAAAAUUCUGAUCUAAAUAUAAAAUGUUCAGCUUACUGAAUAGCAAAUGCAUCCAAAGAGUAAAAAGAGAAACUGUAUAAUAGAUGCUGAUAUUACUCAAUCCUACAUAUCCAUUCACUUUUCCAAUAUUUUUAAAGGAAAGUUUAUAGAUUUGGGUAUGUAUCAUCAGAGUUAAAUUUUUUUUGCAAUGGAAAAAUGUCUUUUAAAACCUCUAUAAAUUACCAAUAGCUUACAUUUAAAAUGCUUGACCCACGCACUCAGAGUGUAUAUAGUAUAUAUGCUAUUUGAAUAUUUGAAUCAUUAGUUUCAUGUGUAUUGAAGACAACUUUCCAGUGGUAAUUGAAGUGUUCAUACAAUUGAAAGGCACUUGCUUGGACAUGUUUUGAACCUAACUCUUGAGUCAGUAGGGUUCUUUAUGUUUGCAUAAAGCAAAAGUAUCAAUGACUGGCUGUCUAGAAUCCUGACUACAAUGGGCAGUUUAAGAUGCUCUAAUGCUAUUGUGCUAUAAGGUGAGUUCAAUAUCAUUAUGUACCUGCUAAGCUUUAGAACUACAGUACGUUAUGUAGGUAAGACGAUGUUAAUGAACAAUUUCUAGUUUGGAAAUGGAGUUAAAACUGAAAGACACCUGCAAGAAAUAUGGCCUUUGGUAUGUUUAUUAACAACUGAAGAAUGCCAAUAACAAAUAUACAUUUUAUGCAUAUUACUUUUCUUGGAAUAUAGAAGAGCAGAAAAUAAUGACAAGAACUCCUACUUUCGCCCUCAAAUCCAAAUCACUCCCCAUUGUUAAAAUACUUGGGAAGAAACAGUAAAAUUCAGAACAAUAAUAAUAUAGUGUGAGAAAAAAAUCACUUGUGGAAUAGUUUGUUAAUCAUACUCAUUUAAUUAAAAGUACACACUUGUAAGCUAAGAAAAGAGUCUCCUGCUUCUUAAUGUGCUUCUAUUUUUGAAGGUCAAUCUGCUUGCUUAUCUGUCAAAUCUUUUUGGGGAGGAUGGUGAUAAAGAUAAGAUAGAAAAAAAGUGAAACAUCAGAUAAAAAUAAAAUCUAUGAGUGUUAUAACUUUGAUAAGUCAGAAAAAGAAAUACAGUCAAAUAUCAAUACAUAUCAAGUUGAUAUUUCAAAGAUUUUUAUACUAUAUCUGCCACCACCAACACUAUCUAUCUUUCAUUUGUGUGUUUUUCUAUAUUUGAUUUCAUUUGGCCCUCAAUUCUACUAAGGUAAGCAGGGACGAUAUUAUGACCAUGUUAUGAAAACGGAAGCUAAAAGCACUACAAUGCCAACAUACAUCUUGAGUAAAGUUACCUCUACUCUUUGACAACUAAAAAUCACUGUGAUUUGGAUGAAUAAAGUUCAAGUUCAAAGAAAUUUCACUCAGACUGAAGAUGUAGUAAAUAUUUAAUAUGUAAGAAAUCCUGGUAACAAGGGGGAGACUGAGGAGGUAUUAGUCAGUAUAGAGUAGAAUUUGCUCCUACCCAGUUCCUUACUCGGGGCUGAUUUAGUAAGCGCUGUUGCAGUUCUGCUGCCGAGGCGCGCGGUGCCGCUGUUGGCUAGUGCUGAGCGAAGUAUCUGCUCCUCCUCCUGCGGUGGAAUCGCCAGCCGACAAGGUCUCUGGAGAACAGUGCGCUCUCUCAGACUCUCUGCCGCCCAGAUCUCCAUCAGAAAUUCGAUCUGCCAGGAUAGAGCAAGUAGUCGCUCCCGCUAAGAGAACUGUUGGGAUCCUUUAGCGAUCGCCGCUCCUUAAAAUCAGAAAGGCAAAGGCGCAGGGAGCGGGAUGGGACCCCGCUGGGGAGCGAGAGGUCAGACUGGGCGGCGGCAAGCGCUGUUUCUCUUCCUGCUGUCUUUGCUCUGCCCGGCGCGCUCAGAGCCUAUCCGCUAUACGAUUCCCGAGGAGCUGGCCUGGGGCUCGCUGGUGGGGAACCUCGCUAAAGAUCUGGGGCUUGACGUGCGGGAUUUGCCUACUCGAAACCUGCGGCUUAGUACAGAGAAGAAAUUCUUUACCGUGAGCUCUGAGAACGGAGACUUACUUGUCAGCGACCGUAUAGACCGAGAGCAGAUUUGCGGAAAGAAGCCCACGUGUGUUCUGGAAUUUGAAAUGGUCGCUGAAAAGCCCUUAAACUUUUUUCACAUAACCGUGGUGAUCCAGGAUGUCAACGACAACCCACCGAUUUUCAGUCAAAAUAUCACUGAGCUUGAAAUCAGCGAACUGACGCUAACUGGAGCCACGUUUGCCCUGGAAUCAGCUCAAGAUUCGGAUGUAGGUGUCAAUACACUGCAGCAGUACUACCUCAGCCCCGACCCGCACUUCUCUUUGAUUCAGAAGGAGAACCCGGACGGCAGUAGGUACCCGGAGCUCGUAGUGAAAGCGCCCCUAGACAGGGAAGAGCAGUGCUGCCAUCACUUGACCCUGACAGCAUUGGACGGGGGCGAGCCGGCCAGGAGCAGCACUACCCAAAUCAGGGUAGUUGUCGCAGACGCAAAUGAUAACCCCCCAGUGUUCACCCAGGACAUGUACAGGGUCAGUGUUCGGGAGAACCUGCCUGCUGGCUCCUCGCUGCUGAGAGUGAUGGCCACUGACCUGGAUGAGGGCGUCAAUGCCGAGAUCACCUACACCUUAAUCAACGUUGGUAAGGUAAUGAGGCAACUGUUCAAGCUGGAUAGUAAGACAGGAGAACUCACCACUGGUGGAGGACUGGACUUUGAAGAUCGAGAGAGCUACACACUUGGGGUGGAAGCAAAGGAUGGAGGACAUCACACUACUCAUUGUAAAAUACAAAUAGAUAUUUUGGAUGAAAAUGACAAUGCUCCUGAGAUAACCCUUGCUUCUGAAUACAAACAUAUACAAGAAGAUGCUGAGCUGGGGACCACUGUCGCCCUGAUCAAAACACAUGAUCUAGAUUCAGGAGUUAAUGGGGAAAUCCUAUGUCAACUAAAAGGAAAUAUCCCAUUUAAAAUAGUUCAGGAUACAAAAAACACAUACAAGCUGGUGACAGAUGGAACCCUGGACCGGGAACAGACGACUGAGUAUAAUGUCACCAUCAUGGCCACUGACAAGGGCAAGCCACCCCUCUCUUCCAGCACAAGCGUCACCCUGCACAUCGCUGAUGUCAACGACAACGCUCCAGACUUUCCCCAAGCCUCCUACGUGGUCCAUGUGGCCGAAAAUAACCCGCCCGGCGCCUCUAUCGUGCAAGUCAGCGCCUUCGACCCGGAUCUGGGGCAAAAUGGCCGUGUCUCCUACUCCAUAGUAGCCAGCGACCUGGAACCGCGAGCGCUGUCGUCCUACGUGUCUGUGAGCGCGCAGAGCGGGGUGGUGUUCGCGCAACGCGCCUUCGACCACGAACAGCUGCGCGCCUUCGAGCUGACGCUGCAGGCGCGUGACCAGGGCUCGCCCCCGCUCAGCGCCAACGUCAGCCUGCGCGUGUUGGUGGACGACCGCAACGACAACGCGCCCAGGGUGCUGUACCCGGCGCUGGGACCCGACGGCUCAGCGCUCUUCGACACGGUGCCGCGCGCAGCGCAGCCGGGCUACCUGGUCACCAAGGUGGUGGCGGUGGACGCAGACUCGGGACACAAAGCCUGGCUGUCCUACCACGUGCUGCAGGCCAGCGAGCCCGGGCUUUUCAGCCUGGGGCUGCGCACGGGCGAGGUGCGCACGGCGCGUGCAUUGGGCGACAGGGACGCAUCCCGCCAGCGCCUGCUGGUCGCUGUACGAGAUGGAGGACAGCCACCCCUCUCAGCCACCGCUACGCUUCACCUGGUCUUAGCUAAUAGCCUGCAGGAGGCUUUGCCAGGCCUCAGCGACCGCCCCGCCCCCUCUGACCCUCAGACCGAGUUGCAAUUUUAUCUGGUGGUGGCCUUGGCCUUGAUCUCUGUCCUCUUCCUCCUCACCGUGAUUACCGCGAUCGCCCUGCGCCUGCGACGCUCCUCUAGCCCCACCGACUGGGGCUGCUUUCAGCCAGGUCUCAGCUCCAAAUCUGGACCUGCGAUUCCCCCCGGCUACAGUGAGGGGACUUUCCGUUAUUCCUAUAAUCUAUGUGCUGCCUCACAUUCCUCACAGACAGAGUUUACAUUUCUCAGUAUAAAUCCAGAAAUCACUCCUCCACAAGAUCUUCUGUGCGAUGAAGGCUCUUGGGUUGAAAGCACCAGCAAUGACAAUCCCAAAAUGACUUCUAAGUCAGUCAAUUUGCAACAGAAAUUUUUUAAAAAAACAGAAGACGGUGCAGUGUUAAGUCAGGACUCUAAGCGUCGCUGUUCACUAACUCGGGAGAGAAAAGCGAUGGGAACUGGAGUUCUAAACCGCAAACACAAGGCAGAUCAGACACAAAAACUCUCCAGCUGCGCAGGAAUUCUAACUGCGAACGCUUCGCUUCAGCUCUCUGCUUGUUUAUGGACCUUGACCUCUAAUUCUGAGAAGCACAAAGUAAUGUGGACACGUUCCUGUUACAUAAUCCUAAGGAAGUCCAUAAGGAGCCAGUAA